AAUUUCCAUAAACUUUGUAUAUUUUUAAACGCAAAACUUAUGUGUAAAUUUGUUUUUUAUGGAUUUGUUUUGUAAGAAAGGGGGUGUUCUGGAGGAAGAACUUGAUCGAGGUGGAGUCGUGAUAGUAUUCACACCGUCAAGAAGACGCUUUCACAUUCCACUUGGGUUCAUUCCAUGUAGAGUUUGCAUGUUGUCUCCACGCAUGUGGGAGUUUUCUGCAGCUUCCUCCCACAGUUGGAAAACAUGCCUCACAGGUUGAUUUGUGACUAAACUGCCUCUCAGGUGUAGGUAUGUGGCCCAGGGACCUGUCUAAGGUGCACCCUAAAGUAGAUGGGAAUGUACCCCAGCAACCCUGUGACCAUUCAUGUGUCUAGAAAAUAGAUGGAUGAAUGAAUGGAUUUUUCUUGGCUGGACAAGAAAAUAGAAAGAAACAUGAGUGGGAGAAAAGAAAGAGAGCAAAGGAGAAAAAGGGGCAAAAAGUCAAGAUAAACAUUGAAUGAAAAGAGUGAAAGGAUUAAAAGGAAUGUUUGAGUACAACCAAACACAAUGAUACUCAAAAUCUACACACACUUAUAUAACACACCUGUCUGCACAAACUUGCAUGCACACAUACCUAUGCAGAUUCACACAAACAACUGUUGACACUACAUAUACAAGUGAACUCACAAGCACAUGUGUGUUGCACACAUACACACCAUAGCACCUGCAUUUAAGGCCUUGCUGCACAGGGGCUCUCUAGAAUGUACCAUGAUGUUACUGAGAGUAAAAAGAACAAUGUAACUCCCCUUUUGUGACAAAGAGGCAGAGACGUGUGGAUUCAUGUGCAAACGAGAGGUUUUAAUGAAGAAACAGGACAAGGAAAGGCGCGGUCAGAAAACAGGUUGAGGUCAAAACACAGGGGCCAGGCGGAGAGUCGAGGAUACAGGCAGGAGUCAAAACACGAUGAGACAGGCAUAGGAGAAAACGCUUGGACUGAAUGCAGGGAAAACAAGACUUCGCAGUGAGCUAUGGAGAGAAGCCAGACUAAUACUAUGGCAGUGAUGAGGUGAUGGGAAACAGCUGAGGGAGAUUACUCCAGGUGAGGGCAGGUGAAGAGUUCAGAACUCAGGUGAGCGCUCCCUCUGGUGGUUGAAGGGAGACGCAGCAGGUUGAUCCAUGACACCUUUGAAGAGAGGUCAUUAGUGAGACAACCACGGACCCUGGACCCAUCUGUAUAUUAUCUUCAGAACAUAUUCAGGGUCACAGGGCUGCUGGAUGGGAAGGUAGUUACUCACAGUGGGUGGAGAGCUCCUUCCCCAGGUGGAGGAGUUUGAGUAUUUGGGGUCUUGCUCAUGAGUGAGGGAAGAGGGAAGACUGGUGGAUUGGAGCAGUGUCCGUCGUUAUGUGGUCGCCGUACCGGUCAGUUGUGGUGAAGAAGGAGCUGAGCCAGAAAGCAAACCUCUCAAUUUACCGGUCAAUCAAGGUUCCAGUACUCACCCAUGGUCAGGAGCUCUAGGUCAUGACCAAAAGAAAUACAAACAGCUGAAAUGAGUUUCCUCCAUGGGGUGGCUGGGCACUCCCUCAGAGAGAGGGUGAGAAGCUCGGUCACCCGGAGAGAGUUCGGAGUAGAGCCACUUCUUCUUCAAAUUGAGAGAAUCCAGUUGAGGUGGCUCGGGGAUCUGGUCCUGAUGCCUCUUGGACGCCUCUCUAAUAAGGUGUUUCAGGCACGUCCCACUGGCUGGAGGCCAGGGGAAGACCCUGGACACACUGCAGAGACUAUGUCUCUUGGCUGGCCUGGGAACAGCUCCAGGACAGCUAGAUACCAGCCAUAAAGGGAGACCACCACUGGAGCAAGGUCACAAUGUUAAAACCAGGGCAGAAGCCUGAGUCCAGUGCAAGGCCCCCUCCCAACCCCAAUGAAAACCUAAUCAGGGUUAUGACUUUAAUGUUUUAUGAUCCCCAAUCUAUGAAUCACAGAGACCCUUUGACAAAGCAGUCAACGGACCACUAAUCUAAUACAAAGAUACCCUCCCCAUACACCAUCCAGGAGGGGACUGACAGCCCCAAACGUAAUAUAUUUUUAUCCUAUUUGUUGGCUUUGAAAACACAUUUGUAAUUGCAUUUUUUUCUAAAAGUCCUUCAUAAAAGCGUUUUAUCAGUAAAAAUGCAGCGGUGACAGAAGGAAAGUAAAGCCAGGAAAACCAGCGGGGCCGGUUUUAACAUGUGACAGGAAAAUGUUUGUAAUUCUAGUGUGGAACAGGUUCCGCCAAGAGUGACGUCGAAGCUUCGGCCGCUGUGGUUUGUUUUGUUUGUGGCCAGUGAUGUUUCCCACAGAGCACAAGAAGCCACCUGUUUGAUUGAUGUCUCAAUCCAUGGAACCUCCUUCAUAUGAGGAGAUCAGUCAGCAGCCACCUGCUCUGAGGAUAGAGGUAUCAAACCCUCCGGCCUACACCUCCUCGUUACCUUCAACACCUCCUCCUGCCUACGGAGAUGCAGUUCAGUCCAAUCCCUUCCCGUUGCUAACCAGACCUUCUGUGCCUGUGGUUGUGAUUUCAUCUGAACAACCUCCUGGAGUCAUCGUCCAUCAAGUUACACAAUAUGGAGGGAGAAGGUCAGAGGUAGCAGUGGUGUCUCAGCCGGCGCCUGUUCCCAUCAUAGCGUCCUGUUUGAGGGAGAGUCCUGCUUUGGUGGUUUGUCCGCACUGCCAAGAACUCGUGACCACCAAAAUCAAACAUGUGGCUGGGAAAAACGCUUGGGGCAUUUGUAUGACCCUUAGCUUGUUAGGGCUGUUUUGCGGUUUCUGUUUGAUCCCCUUAGCCAUUCCUCGCUGUCAAGAUGUGGUUCACCUCUGUCCUAGUUGUAAAAAACAAAUUUACGUUUUUGAAAGAUGACAGUGCCUUCAUCACAUACAGCAAAAACCCUUCAUCUACAUCCAAACUCUACAGAACCCCAACCAGGAUCUGAACCAGCCUUCUCACUCAGGCUAUAGUGCUAGCAACAAACCACUUACAACUGUACAGAGAAGAAAAUAUUUCACAUUUUUAAAAUAAAAAACCUGCUUUUAAUAUCAUCUUUUAUAUUUAACAAAGAAGUUUGCACAUUAGACAGAAACUCCAGUGUUUUUUUGUAUCUUUGUAACAAAGUUGAAGUCCCAUUAUUUAUUUUCCUCCACAUUUGACCCAUCCACUGGGGAGUGGUGACCUGCAGACACAGCUUCACUCUGGAACCAUUAGGUGAUCUACCCCCUCUAUCCAACCCCUUAAUGCUGAGUGUCAAGCAAGGAGGCAUUAGGUCCUACUUUUAGAGUCUUUGGCAUGCCUGGAUUCGAACCCACAACCUUCCAGUCUCAUGGUGGACGCUCUACCAAAGGGCCACUGAGCUGAACAACAUAUGAACAACAUAAAAUAAGUUUGCUUGGAUGCUACGCCUACAUGAAAAGUCUGAACUUGGAGGAUUUUCCAUUCAUCACUGCAGAAUGUGCAUUCAUUUAGGAUUUUCUGUCUUGUGGUUUAUUCUCUGUUCAUUUAUUUGAAUUCUGAUCAUUACAUGUCUUGCUACAAAGAAAGAACUUCAUCAUAGAGAAACUCUGGAGCAUAAAUGUUUUUUUAGUUGAGAUUGUUGUCUUUUACUUUAUGUAAUUACUAAACUUUUGUCACCUCCAUCCUCCUCUGAAACGUGUAGACGACCAGUUUAUGAGUUGCUUUAAAAACAUUCAAGUUGUUUUAACUUAUAUUUGUGUUAUUAUUGUAUUAUGUAAUGCAGUAUUAUUAAAAACCGCAUGUUGACAUUAUAAUGGAUCUCUAAUAUUGGUUUUUUUAGAUUUAAGUUCAGAAUGACGCUGUGUUUGACUGCAUUUACUCAUCACAGUUCUUCAAGCUCUCAUGAUGUCAAAUACAGCAGCAGGUCCAUUUUGGCUAACAUCUGGUUACCUUCUUAACUUUUUACUGCCUGCU
Messenger RNA from Oryzias melastigma (Indian medaka), 3932 nucleotides. Its product is annotated as cell death-inducing p53-target protein 1 homolog. The coding region runs from base 2340 to 2870 and encodes 176 amino acids. Gene Ontology annotation, molecular function: zinc ion binding. The record is from RefSeq and is a predicted model, not a curated record. NCBI's taxonomy places the organism in Eukaryota, Metazoa, Chordata, Actinopteri, Beloniformes, Adrianichthyidae. The transcript is spliced from 5 exons.